Molecule: messenger RNA, 1874 nt
Organism: Drosophila obscura
Lineage: Eukaryota; Metazoa; Arthropoda; Insecta; Diptera; Drosophilidae
Product: protein odr-4 homolog
Biological process (GO): intracellular protein localization
Cellular component (GO): endomembrane system
Source: RefSeq, a predicted model, not a curated record
GUACACAAAUAUGUCAAUGUUUGCCUAAAUAAUACCGUGCCGUGCUGACAAAUUUGGGACUCAAUUUAAUUAAAUAAAUUAAAAAGGUAAUUCCUUUUUUUACCAUGCGCACACUACUCCUAAGCAAGGCGGAUGAGCUCUACUUGGAGAAAUGCGCACAGGAGCACCGGUUCUCGUACGGCAUCAUCAUCGGCCAUCAAGCCGAUCUGUCCAAAACGUUUGUAGUCCAUUUGGCCAGAAAUAACGAAGAAGAUGCCGAUCUGGAGGACCUGACUGAGGUCGGACUGACCAUAAGCGACAUCAGUUCGCAGGCGUUGGCCUCCCAAUGGCUGAGCGCAAGCAAAAUGUGUCCCGGCUCAUUUGACGUCAUCGGAAUCUUCGUUGCCUCAACCACUGACCAGAGCUCCGAAAUAAAGACGGCCAAAAAACUGUUCUCUGAUGUCUACGACAUUCUAUUGAAAAGCAAUAAGUCUUUGGGGAUAUACACCACCGAUGUGGCGCAGAGCGACUACGUAUUCCUCUCGUACUCCUUGGCCAACAAGCAAGUGCUGUGCAAGAGUUACACCUACGGCAACGGCGGUACCUUCUCCAACAUGGAGUACAAGUUUGUGGAGAAGCCGUUCGAGUGGAUACAGCUGGAGUGCAUGUACGACUUGGAAGACAUCCUACCCAUUGUGAAUACGGCGCGUCGGAUCAACAUUGAGGACCAGUUUCAGAAUAUUAUUCUGGCAUUUCGCAAAAACAUUCUCGUCAGCGAGGUGUUUCUGCAGAACGAGAUCGUCGAGGACACCAUCGACCUGCAGACGUACAUCAAGAAGAGGAAAAGCAAAGAGGAGAAACUCAAGGCGGCAUCGAGUAACGCUACAACCCCGUCAUCGGAGGCAUCGGAGGCUCUGCAUUUGCUGAACUCUCAAGGAUUCCUUGGCGGAUCUGAGAUCAUUCGUGCCAGCAUUUUGCUGCCGGUGAAGUGUCAGCUCGCCAAGCCCACAGACAUUAAGGUGCGCGAAUUUAACGGCACUCUGCGCACGAGCGGCAUCAUCACCACGCGCAUCUUUUGCAGUCCACGCAACAGCAUCGCGGAUGCGAAGCGCUUUCUGCGCGAUGACAUUCUGCGCUCAUUGACCACGCGCAUCCAAGUCUACUGCGAUGGCCUCACGGACCCAUACGCCACCAGCGAAGCCAUCUUUAUAAGCGAGCCGCCCCGUCGAGUGUUCUUCAGCCUGCCCUCAGAGGGCCCCAGCACAUCUGGCGGCGUCACUGUGCAGUUCUCCGAAUACCUGUUCCGUGGUGAGGCCCCCACCGUGGUUGUGGCACAAGCCAAGCAAAUACUGGACGUAGAACUGGACCCCGAAGCAAUUGGCAUGGAUGCCGAGGGUCUGCCGGACGAUGUACCCAUCCAGACGAGCCAAGACCAAGCAGACGACACGCGCAGCAUGGCCAGCUCGAUGCCAAAGCCGGAGCUGUCGCGCAGCCUCUAUAUGGUGGGCAUUGCGGUUGCUCUUCUGGUGCUGCUGACGUCGGUGGCGCUGCACUACAUGUUGACUGAUAAAUAGGCAGCUGAGAUGCCAAUCGGUUGGUUGGUGGGUUCAGCCAGCCAGCCAGCCAGCCUCCCCCCCCCCCCCCCCUUAUACAUAUAUGUAGAUCUUUGUACGGAAUGUUUUUAUAUACAGAUAUACUAUUAUUUGCAAGUGUGCGCACGCACGCACUCACCUCUCUCUCUUGUGAUCGUUUGUUUUUAUAAUCAAUUGUGUACUCGUAGUGGUAGAAAAACAAAACAAAAAGAAUGUGUAUAGAGGUCACGUUAAAUAGUUUUAUUGUGGAAACAAAAGUGUGCGGCAUUUAACACCAAUAAAUAUAAACUAAUGCGUAAUGUA